UUUAUUUGUUUGUGAUAAUUUUCUAUUGUAACUAAAAGUAAAUGGAUUUAUCCUUUAAAAAUAUUAUUUAAGCCUGUUAAUUCAGGGAAUUCGCGCGAUGUCGACAAACAAGUGAAGGAAAAUAAUAUUGCCAUGUCAUGGCGCGUAGCAUGACGAAGCGUUUUGAUAUCUUAUCAAACGGGUACAGUCGCUAUGUUUUCCACUUGGAGUACAUACAUUGCGGUGAGAUAUAUCUAGGAUGUCGUUUUUGGGAAAGAAAUUUAGGCGUUCACAUUGUGAAAAUAUAAACGAAUUGGUGAAAGCUGCCAACACCCAUGACGUCAUACAAGCGUUCAAGACUUUUGCGCCGACAAUCUGCUUCACCAGGGUAGAUAAGAACACUUUUUAUAUAGACGUACAAGUGGCCAGCAAGCACGUAGGUCACACCUUCAAGCUUGGUGAGGAACAAGAGAUGGAGAGAAAAGAUGGAUCUAAGGUACGGAUGACGUACACUAUAGAAGGCGACAACGUGUUGCACCAGAUGAUAAAGUUGCCAGAUGGAAAAACCGCGCACUUCCGGCGGGAAUUCACAGAUACAGACUGUACUAUGACAAUUAGCUUGGAAGGAUCAGAAGUUAAGGGAAUGAUUUGGUACGACAACGUUUCUUAAUAUAUUAAUUAUUAGCAUGGUGGAAACGUAUUUGGCAUGUUGUGCCAGUCCUUACCGUUGAGAAUAGUAUUACUACAUCGCCUCAAAGAUUAAGAAGGAAGACUUAUAACUUUAAGACAAAAUUGAAUAAACUUAACAAGGUGUUGACACUCUGUAACUUCCAAUAGCGAUUUUAAUUUGCUAUUGUUGUGAUAAUAAUAUAUAUAUAAUAAUUAUAGAGUACCAUCACAGCUCUGCAUCUUCCAAUAGUGAUGAGGACUUCCAUGUGAUGCGCGUGUAUUGACAGAACCCGUCGGCAAUCAUUGUAAUAACGCUCUCUAUUAUGUUUGAUUCAAAAUAUAAUCAAAUAUUCAAAGUAUACCCUGCAUUAAAAUAACAUAAAAUAAUUAUUUAUAUCGCUAGUGGAAGUUGUAGAAUAUCGGUAAUGUAGGGCAAUGUAUGUAAACGUAUUUCAACUAGAAGUUACUGUACGACUGUUGGGUAAAAUUGUCACGCAAUGGUAUUUUCAAAAUGUGUGUGUUUCAUUAUGCGACUUCACCAAGCAUUGUAGUUAAAGCAAUCUGGAUAAUAAAAAAAAUAUAACCUAACUUCACCCAGUACUCAGAUUUUUUUUGAGUUUGAAAUCCAAACGCUGCAAUGUAUGAAACAGCGCACAAAUGAAUUCCCUAACACAGGGAUUUUUCCAUGACAAAAACAUUAUAGCUGAAUAAUAGUUUUACACAGAUCAUUAAUCUAUAUUUUGUUAGUAACAAAGGUGCUAUUUUAGUAUUAUUAAACAAAAGCAUGGUGGAGAAUUGACCAACGGCUAUAUCUGCUGUUUUUUGUGAUCAAACAUUGACAAUAAUGCUAUACCGAACAAGAGGCAUCAAGACUAUUUGUUGACUAUUCAACGUCUUUUGGGUGAAACUAUUCCAUUUAGCUAAUAGACUACACAGUAGAUACAAAUUAACAUGCAAAGGCUGGCACUUUGUCUUCGAAAAUAUCACAAAUGUUUGCAUUUAGAAUAUUCUUAAUCUACGUCCUAGUAAUAAUUAAACAAAUUUAAAAACUUUGGCCCCUAUGGGAAGUCUGUUGGCAGCAUUUUCUCGCUGUAUUGCGAUACUAAUGUAGGGUCACCGAUACAAAUGUCUGAAAUUAAUUGUAAGUAUUUUUUUGUUCUUUUAUUUAUAAGAAAAUCUGUAAUCGUAUUAACUGACUGCAUUGUAUUUAACUUUGUAAAUAAAAUUAAUUUUAAGUAUAAUAGUUAAAAAUAUGUAAAUAUCGAAAGGCAAGUAAUAAAUUGUAUUAAAUACAUU
Messenger RNA from Pieris brassicae (large cabbage white), 1944 nucleotides. RefSeq names its product fatty acid-binding protein, muscle-like. The record is from RefSeq and is a predicted model, not a curated record. The transcript is spliced from 4 exons. NCBI's taxonomy places the organism in Eukaryota, Metazoa, Arthropoda, Insecta, Lepidoptera, Pieridae. The coding region runs from base 239 to 649 and encodes 136 amino acids.